AUGGUUGAACGCUUCGAUGUGAAAUCAACUUCCCGCAUCCCCGCUACCCCUGGUGCCGAUCUAGGGCCGAAGCGAGAGGAUGAGGAAGGAGGGGAGUGGCCGGUGAGGGAGGCCAUCGGCAGCAUGAUGUGGGUGUCGACUUUCUCGCGUCCAGACGUCUCGUUCGCCGUGCGUGCGGUAGCGCGUCACGCCUACGCCCCGGCGAAGCGGCACUGGGAUGCCGUACAGAAGAUCCUCGGCUACCUGAAAGGGACAAGGGACCUCGGCAUCAUCUACCAACGGGGAUCGGGGUUAGGGCUUGCCGUGUACGUAGACGCUAGCUACGCCGACACGGAGGAUAGGCGUUCGGUGUCAGGGUUGGCGACGACGGUUGGAGGUACCGUAGUCAGCCAUGGUAGCAAGACGCAGAGUAUCGUGUCUUUGUCUUCAACGGAAGCCGAGUACAUUGCUGCCGGGGAGGGUGUCAAGGAGGCGUUCAUCCAGGUCCUUGAGGACAACCAGGGGGCCAUAGCGUUGGUGCAGACCCCUCUCAGCUCAGGUCGCACGAAACACAUCGACGUGCGGUUUCAUUUCAUCCGCGGAUUGUUUAGGUCGGGGGAAAUUUCGGUCAAGAUUGUCCCGACAACGGAGCAACACGCGGACCUCCUCACCAAGGCCCUUAGCAGGGCCAGUCUGCAGUAUCACCGGCGCAAGCUGAAGAAUUUGCCGGAGUAGCUGUAGCAGUUUCUAGCACUUGGGAGAGGCCAUGUUUUCCAUGCGGGGAAAGGCGCAUAACUGUCGCGGUCUGUGUACCAAUGGAAGGAGCAGGGGGCGUUGGGAGACCAUCGUCCGGGGGAACGUAGUUCCUCGCGUUCUUGUCUUCGCCUUGGCCCUUCUAAUAAGUGCGGCCGUUGUGAUCCGCUGUGAUAGCGACGGGGCUUUUUGUGGUGGUAGGGUUUUUCCUUGAGGGGUUUUGCCCGGACG
This is a messenger RNA of Ectocarpus sp. CCAP 1310/34, 963 nucleotides long. The record is from the annotation of a GenBank genome assembly. Lineage: Eukaryota; Phaeophyceae; Ectocarpales; Ectocarpaceae.